Molecule: messenger RNA, 2154 nt
Organism: Colletotrichum karsti
Lineage: Eukaryota; Fungi; Ascomycota; Sordariomycetes; Glomerellales; Glomerellaceae
Exons: 6
Coding region: 1-2154 (717 amino acids)
Molecular function (GO): NADP binding; NAD binding; oxidoreductase activity
Source: RefSeq, a predicted model, not a curated record
AUGGCAAGCACCAUCUCAGGCGCCGACGUCUAUGGACCUGGGUCAUGGAUCGAUCAUGAUGCCCCAGCCGUCCCCGAGGAUGCGCUCCGGCUUUUUGAAUCACUGGCGGCAGUGACCCCAGGCUUCACACAAGAUGAAGCAUUAUGGAAAUCUGUUUCCUUCGAAGGCUCACCUCAGACCAUCGCACCCGGCCCCCUCAAGUCUCCCGUCAUUGCUGCGGCACUACACGCCAUGUGCGGGGUGGUUGCCAACGAGCUCCUGGCCCUCCGAGAUGGCGGCAGUCCUAUCCGCCAUGUUAGUAUCAACACAGACCAUGCCGCGUUCUGGCUUGGAUGCGUCGGGAUGGCCAGGCGCAACGGGUCAACCGUCCGAGAGUUGGCUAAACGGGGCGAGCUCGCAGACAUCUUCUCCAAGGACCUGGAGAAGGGCACGUUUGCAACGCCUUUGAGACUCCGCGCAACAGCCAACUACCCGACCAAAGAGGAGGGACUCUGGUACCAGCUCCAUGGGUCGCUCGAUGCGGGCCCCGUGCUGCGAGCCGUUGGUCUGGAUCCAGACACCCCUUGCAACGGGCUCGACGAAGCCUACAAACUAAUCGGCGAUCACGUGCGGAAGUUUGGCGCUCACGAGUUGGAAUCCAUCAACAUUGAGCGUGGCCUCUGUGGAAGCAUCUGCUAUACUCCGGAAUCAUGGAGGCAGACGCGGAUGAGCAGAGAUCUCUCCAAACACCCUUUGGUGAACUACAAGCUGCAGUCCCAUGCCAUCCCCACUCCCCCGAUCCCUUUGACCUCCGGGUCCGACAGACGACCUUUGGCUGGAAUCAAAGUUGUGGAAAUCGUGCGGAUCAUUGCAGGCCCAGUGAUUGGAACCACCUUGGCAGCAUUGGGAGCCGACGUCAUUCGAAUCAACUGUAGCAGGCUGCCUGACUUCAAUUCAUUGCAACUCACGCUCAACGCUGGAGUUCGCACGUUGGACAUUGACUUUGACAAAGAGGACGAACUCCAGCACCUGCUUAGUCUCAUCCAGGACGCCGACAUCUUCGUCCAAGGAUAUCGCUCGGGGUCUCUAGCCAGGAGAGGAAUGGGCCUCCACGACCUCUUGGAGAUGGCCGGAAAACGUGGCAAAGGUAUCGUCUACGUCGAGGAAAAUUGCUACGGGCCAGACGGCCCCAUGCACGAGCGUCCAGGCUGGCAGCAGGUGGCAGACGCCGCAUCUGGAUGUUCGUAUGUCAUAGGAAGAAGUCUAGGUUACACCGACGGCACUUGCGUGUUACCGGCUCUCCCCGUCCCUGACAUGUUGACCGGUUUGAUUGGGGCUGUUGGGGCUAUGAUGGCCAUUGGAGACCGUGCCCGUCAGGGAGGCUCCUAUCACGUCUUCGCUUCGCUCAUGGCGGCCGCCGCUUUGCCCUUGCAGCCGGAUGUUGGUCUGUACUCUCCCGAAGCUGUGAAGCAGUGUAAUGACAGGUUUCAAUGGGGGAAGACUGGUCCGGACCUGUUCGUCCUUGAGCUGCUGGAUGUGGCGCUCCAGGGAUGGGUCAAUGUGUUUCCUGAGCACUUCGGGCCGGCAUCAUCAUGGUUCACUCAACUGAAAGGAGUAAUCGGUGCUAGGGAUGGUACUCUAGCGAUAAUGGUCGGUGGCGAUAGGAAAUCUUUCGAACGAGCAGUUCCUUAUCUCCAGCCUAUGGCCAAAAAGGUUACAUAUUGCGGCGACCUUGGUGCUGGUCUUGCAGCCAAGAUAUCCAACAACCUCUUGCUAGGGAUCACUAUGCUGGGUCUAAGUGAGGCCAUGUUACUGGGCAAGAGGCUGGGUGUUGAUCCCCAAGUGCUCGCAGACAUCAUCAACACUUCAACGGGGAGAUGUUGGUCCAGUGAGAUUAACCACCCUGUCCCCGAAGUCAAGGUAGGAGAUACAAGCCCUCCGGCCCAUCGCCAAUACGCGGGAGGUUUCGUCACCAGAUUAGCGCACAAGGACCUGGCCUUGGCCGUGAAGGCUGCUGUUGAAGUGAACGCGCCACUGCCUCUUGGAAAAUGCGUCGAGGAGGUCUAUCGACCUCUUGCUGAAAUGAAGGAAUGGGGAAGUCGCGACUUCAGUGUUGUCUAUGAGGCACUCGGCGAGGCGCUUGUCGGUCAUGACACUAAGAAGGUCGAGUUGUGA